CUCUUCGGCUGCUCGGGGGCCAGUGCCCUAUGCCGCGUUCUCUUGUGAUCCCUGACCUAACCCGUCUCUUACUUUUCCCCAACCUCAGGUGGAGCCACCACCAAAAUGCAGAUUUUCAUGAAAACCCUUAUGGGGAAGACCAUCACCCUCGAUGUUGAACCCUCAGAUACGAUAGAAAAUGUAAAGGCCGAGAUCCAGGAUAAGGAAGGAAUUCCUCCUGCUCAGCAAAGAGGGAUCUUUGCUGGCAAGCAACGGGAAGAUGCAUGGACUUUGUCUGACUACAAUAUUCAAAAGGAGUCUACUCUUCAUCUUGUGUUGAGACUUCGUGGUGGUGCUAAGAAAAGGAAGAAGAAGUCUUACACCACUCCCAAGAAGAAUAAGCACAAGAGAAAGAAGGUUAAGCUGGCUGUCCUGAAAUAUUAUAAGGUGGAUGAGAAUGGCAAAAUUAGUCGCCUUCGUCAAGAGUGCCCGUCUGAUGAAUGUGGUGCUGGGGUGUUUAUGGCAAGCCACUUUGACAGACAUUAUUGUGGCAAAUGUCUGACUUAUUGCUUCAACAAGCCAGAAGAAAAGUAAUUGUAUGAGUUAAUAAAAUACAUGAACUAAAAAAAAAAAAAAAGAAAAAAGAAAAUGUGAAGGUGUUCCCUGUGAAAUAAAAAUUAUCACUUAAUAUUUAAGUCUUAUUUUCACAUAUAAUAUAUGCUUAAAAUAUUAUUUCUCCUUCAAUAUGUCAAAUAAUUGUUAUACAUUUGAAAUUUCAUGAGCUAUCACACUAGCUGAAUUAGUGUCACACCUAUGUCACAUGUGAGAAUCACCAAAUAGAAUACAUAUAGUGCCCUAAAAUGGGAAAUGGAUAGAAUUUUACUGUCAUUAAAAAAAAUUAUCUGAAAAUCUACUUCCAAUAUAACUAAUAUUACAAAAAAUUAUUAAUAAUGUAAACUAUAUUGAAUUUAAAUAUCCUUGCAAAAUUUGACAAUUUUGAUAGGCCAAAUACGAAGCUGGUUUUUCCCUUUGUGAAUUAAAAAUUCCUCAAUUUUACAUGUUGGAAUGGACACACAAGGAUAAUACUGAAUCAAUGUAUUUUUAAAGAAUAUAACAAACUGUAUGAUGUUAGGAAUUUUUAUGACAUUUGUAGAAUGGUUUCAUAUUUUUAAGAUAAAUAGCCUAACAAGGUACACUAAACCUCUCUUUGUUUUACAUCAAAUAUGAGGGAAGAAAGCACAGCCAGACAGUCAUGAUGGAGAGAAGAAUCAAUGCACUUUUAACAAUGUGAAUUCCAGAUUCACAAAGACCCAACAGAAAACUUUGUGGAAAAGAUGAAAGCCUGUGCUCACCUUUGCUUUCAUAAGUCUCUGAGGACAUCUGUCUUGGAUUCAUUGGGUUUCAGAAAGCCCAGUGUGCUUGGGAGCGUUGUAAAACCAGAUCCUCCCUGUCUCUUAGGAUGUAAUAUAUCUCUGAACGUUUGCUUGUGGUACUAGAGCCAAAGAUAAUUAUUCAGAAUCCUUUUGGGCUUCCUAAGGAAAAGGCUAGAGAGAGAUAACAAAUAGCAUGCUGCUGAAGUACAAAUGUUGACGAAAUGAUAAUGACUGAGACAGCAUGUCAAGAAGACUUCUUCAGUUAAUUCUUCCUACAGCUGGAAAAAAGUGCAGUUACCAGUUAGGCAUCAUUUGUAUUGUUUACUUGCCAAUUCUGAGCUAUAUUAUUCUGUAACCUCAAAUUUCUUAGAGGCCUUAAUGUUUGUAUGG
Molecule: messenger RNA, 1742 nt
Organism: Chlorocebus sabaeus (green monkey)
Lineage: Eukaryota; Metazoa; Chordata; Mammalia; Primates; Cercopithecidae
Source: RefSeq, a predicted model, not a curated record